This is a messenger RNA of Ruditapes philippinarum (Manila clam), 2818 nucleotides long. RefSeq lists its product as uncharacterized. The record is from RefSeq and is a predicted model, not a curated record. NCBI's taxonomy places the organism in Eukaryota, Metazoa, Mollusca, Bivalvia, Venerida, Veneridae. Bases 630 to 2117 code for a protein of 495 amino acids. The transcript is spliced from 2 exons.
ACCUUAACUUUGAUUGAUAUUGCUUUAAAUUAUUUAACUUAGAAUAGGCACAUAUUAAUAGGUAACGGCAACUUAACUUAACUUAAUAAAACUUUAAAAUUCAAUUUUAAAUUUAAGAAUUAAAUAUUUUAAACUAACUCUAAGUUAGAAUCUUUUAAUUCGGAAACGUGUUAACGACAAUAUGAUAUUAAAUAAACAAAAGUGAACUUAAAAACAAUAUUGUCCAUGAAUUAAGAGCAUACAUAGUUCGCGUGAAACAGCUGAUAAGCAGUUGGCUGAUGAUAACUUGUAGAUAAGCAACAUAUGAUCUGCUAGUAGUGAGUCACUGGAUAGUUAACAUUCCGGCUGAUAGGAAGAUCUUAGUCAGUUAUUGUGUAUCAAGAUUCUUUAACACUUAGAGUGCAAUUAAACAUUAAUUAUUCGGAAAUAACUUACAUUCUUUGAAAACUUUUAUAAGCAGACAUAAUAUAUAUAAUAGCAGUAUUCCGCGGACUUGCAUUCACCUUGCGCAUAGGUAUCGGAUAUCAGAUUGUUACUUUAGUGCGCAUGCUCAUACUUUGACUUCCGGGUUCUAGAAUCUCUGACAUUUUCGCCAUCUUGGACUUAAAGAAAACACACAGAUAAACAAAAUGAUGACCAAUAUGAUGAACGGAACAGAAGAAAAAACCGAAAAGCCCAAGAAAAAGUUCUCAAAGAAAACAUUGAGACAGAGCGAUGGCCUCCUUACACUCCAAACAGGAACUAACCAAUUCGCUACACAAAAGGGCAUGCGCAUGGGGGGUGUGCGUCAUGGCGCAGAUAUUCGCGCGGACGAUCUUGACCCAACCGGAAAUGCUGAGCUUAGCCAAGUGGCGGCCACUAAUAAAUUUGCUACUCAAACCGGUAUGAGUUUUGGUUCUGUGAGACAUGCAGCCGACAUUCGUUCUGACGACAUUGUGCCGGAAGGAAUGACAGAACUAAGUCAAUCAGCGGCAACAAACAAAUAUGCUACUCAAGCCGGUAUGAGUUUUGGUUCUGUGAGGCAUGCAGCUGACAUUCGUGCAGAUGAUGUUUGUAUGGAAGGAAAUGCUAUGAUUAUGUCACAAAUGGGUUCCAACCAGUUUGCCUCCCAGAAAGGAAUGACGGGUUUCGGGUCAGUGCGCCAUGCUAAGGAUAUAUCAUGUGAUGAAAUAUGUUUGGAAAGCAAUGCAACUAUUGGUUCUCAGCUGGGAUCCAAUCAGUUCGCUUCUCAGAAAGGUAUGACCUGUUUCGGAGCAGUGCGCCAUGCCAAAGACAUCAGUUUAGAAGAGCCUUGCUUGGAAGGAAACGCAACUAUAGGUCUCCAGUCAGGUUCAAACCAGUUUGCCAGUCAAAAGGGUAUGCGAGGUAUGGGAGCACUGAGAAUGGUUUCUGAUAUUCGCUGUGAUGACCAAGACGAACAGGGCAAAGGUGUCUUAACACAGGCUAGUGCUACCCAUAUAUAUGCCUCCCAGAAGGGAAUGACAGGAUUUGGGGCUACCCGUCAUGGUGCAGAUGUUAAAUGUGAUGAUCUUGACGACAGGGGUAAGGGUGAACUCUCUCAGCAAGCCGAGACAAACAUAUAUGCCUCCCAGAAGGGAAUGACAGGAUUUGGGGCUACUCGUCACGGGGCAGACUUUAAAUGUGAGGAUCUUGACGACAGGGGUAAGGGUGAACUCUCUCAGCAAGCCGAGACAAACAUAUAUGCAUCACAGAAGGGAAUGACAGCUAUGGGAGCACUAAGACACUGCACUGAUAUUAAGUCCGACGAUGCCACUCUAGAAGGUUUAUCUGUGCUUACACUACAAACAGGGACAAAUAAGUUUGCAUCCCAGAAAGGUAUGACAGCUAUGGGCGCUGUUCGAGGAAUCGCUGACCGUCGUAUAAGACCACUUUGGGAUGAGGGUGAUUCUGAUGAAUACCCAACCGACGAGGAAGAUGAACCUAAGCCAGAGCCUGUAAGAAAACGAUCUUCCUUUAUGACACGACCUGAAACACUGCCCAAAAGUGAACCGGAAGAAAAACCCAUACCGGAAGUGGAAGAAGAAAAACCGGAAGAAGAAAAACCGGAAGAAGAUGGAAAUGAUGAAGAUGCAACUUUUACAUUUAGCACUGAUUAAGAAACAUUUUUGGACUAAAUUAAGGAGCAAUAUGAAGGAAUUAAAAAUAUGAUAAAUAUAUAUCUAAAAACUUGAAGAAAAUAUUUUUGACGAUUUAAGUGAUUACGUUUAAACUUCUGGUUUUCGUCUUUUUAGAAAUAUAUAUACAAAAGCUUGUGACACUAAGGUUACGCUAAAGUUCUUACUAAUAUGCAAUGAGUUUUCGUAAGUAAUGUUUUUAAAGGUACAUUUCUUUUUUCGUUUUCUUGAUUGUUGUUAUAGUUAAUCCCAUUCAAAAUGGGAGAGGCAUUCGGGACAAAUGGUGCAAUUACACAUUUCUUUUUUUAACUAUCAUUUUAUGUAUAUAAUCUUAAAAUCGCAUACUUAAAAUAGUUUCAUUUUUGUAAAAUUUCCAUUACAAUCAUCCGGUCAUUAUCCUCAUCCAGGCAUUCCUGACCGCACCUUUUAUUGGUUUUGAUCCGGAAUGUUGACAGUAUUUAUCCCUUCCCCUGAUAUCCCUAACCCUUCUUCGUAUUGCUUUCCACUUAAGAGGGUACCUUUUACAUGCAACUUGUAAUACAAUUUUUUCAUGUUGUUGUCAUUUUUGUCGUUUGUUGUGAUAAGAGGUCACGUGACUCGAUUUUUUAUUUAUAUUGUCUUUGGAUCCACCGGCUAUUUAUAUUCUGUAUGUCAAUUGUAAAUAAAGUGCACUUUAUUCAUAA